Molecule: messenger RNA, 1687 nt
Organism: Pseudovirgaria hyperparasitica
Lineage: Eukaryota; Fungi; Ascomycota; Dothideomycetes; Acrospermales; Acrospermaceae
Product: cystathionine gamma-lyase-like protein
Exons: 3
Coding region: 1-1242 (413 amino acids)
Biological process (GO): transsulfuration
Cellular component (GO): cytoplasm
Molecular function (GO): cystathionine gamma-lyase activity; pyridoxal phosphate binding
Source: RefSeq, a predicted model, not a curated record
AUGACGCAGACCGACGCACCCAUCGAAACACCGCCACGCGCACCUACGCCAAAACACCAAUUCGGGACUUUGGCUGUCCAUGCUGGCUCUCCCCACGACCCAGUGACAGGUGCAGUUAUUGAGGCAAUCUCACUUUCCACGACCUUUGCGCAGACCACCGUCGGACAGCCAGUAGGCGCGUACGAAUACACACGAAGCUCUAACCCCAACCGUGACAAUUUCGAAACCAGCAUCGCUGCCCUCGAACACGCUCGCUAUGCCCUCGCCUUUUCAUCUGGCAGUGCGACCACUGCUAAUAUUCUCCAAUCACUCGCAGCCGGCUCCCAUGUCAUCUCCGUCUCAGACGUCUACGGCGGCACGCACCGCUACUUCACAAAAGUCGCCGCGGCGCAUGGCGUUACUGUAACCUUCACUCCCUCCCUCAAUCUCCAUACCUCUCUCACAGAGCUCAUUCGACCCACCACAACCCUCGUCUGGAUCGAGUCGCCCUCCAACCCAACUCUGUCCCUCGUCGAUAUCCGCGCUGUCUCCUCCGAAGCACACAAACAUGGCAUCAACGUCGUCGUCGACAACACCUUCUGCUCUCCCUAUGUACAGACGCCCCUCGACCUUGGCGCCGACAUUGUCGUGCACUCUGUCACAAAAUACAUAAACGGCCACUCCGAUGUGCUUAUGGGCGUAGCCGCCCUCAACUCCCCCGUCCUGUACGAGCAACUCAGCUUUCUGCAGAACGCAAUCGGCGCCGUGCCCUCCGCCUUCGACUGCUGGCUCGCUCAUCGCGGCGUGAAGACCCUCCAUCUCCGUGCUCGUGCUGCGAGCGAGAAUGCGCUGCGCAUUGCCACACUGCUCAGUGAGAGCCCGCACGUAUUGGCUGUCAACUACCCCGGCCUGGCGUCGCACCCCCAGCGUUCCAUAGCAAUUAAACAACACCGCGAUGGUCUAGGCGGCGGCAUGCUGAGCUUCCGGAUUCGUGGCGGUAGCGAGGGCGCGGCGCGGUUCUGUGCGGCGACGCAAAUCUUUACAUUAGCAGAGAGUCUGGGAGGUGUGGAGAGUCUAGUGGAAGUGCCGGCCAGCAUGACGCACGGAGGCAUUCCCCGUGAGGCUCGGGAGGCAGCAGGUGUAUGGGAUGAUCUUGUACGAGUAAGCUGUGGGAUUGAAGAUGCUGUGGAUCUGGAGGCGGAUGUGAGGCAGGCCUUGGAGGUUGCGGUGAACGGUCAUAACGGCGUGAAAAAUGGUGCAUGAAUGGGCAGAUGGGCGGCACAUUGUUUGACAUUGCUGCAUGUGGAUUAUAGACGGCGUCUUGGGUCGUGAUGUGCUUGGUUAUUUAUGCGGCUACAUAUGUGCAUACAUGUCACACACUUUUCAAUUAUUACAAUAUUACUCUUCAAACACUUCGGACCUGCUCCAUCCGGGAUAUAUAGUUUAGAAGGACUGUACGUCGCUAGCCCUAUACGGAGAACCAGACACCGACUUACCUACCAAACCUCAUCUGCGCCUUCGCAUAACGGAAUAGCGCUCUGAUAAAGACUUGGUAAUUAACUCCCUCAUUAUCCGGAACGUGGCUACGCACUAUCAUUAGCAAAUACCCUGGGCCUCAAGAAGAAUGACUAUACUUACAAUAUCUCCGUCAACCGCAUCUGCCACGGCGGAUAACCCUUCAAAAUUACUCGUGGUCCAAACAAUACCA